AUGGCCGCUUCCACCAUGUCUGUCUGUUCUGACGCUUGCACCAACUCCUCCUGGCAGGUAGAUGACUGCCCAGAGAGCUGCUGUGAGCCCAGCUGCUGCCAGCCCAGCUGCUGUGUCCCCAGCUGCUGCCAGCCCAGCUGCUGUGCCCCAGCCCCAUGCCUGACCCUCAUCUGCACCCCAGUGAGCUGUGUGUCCAGCCCCUGCUGCCAAUCUUCCUGCACACCCUCAUGCUGCCAGCAGUCUAGCUGCCAGCCCUCAUGCUGCACCUCCUCACCCUGUUCUGUGACUCUUUGCUGCAAGCCUGUCUGCUGCACACCCAUUUGCUCUGGGUCCUCAUGCUGCCAGCAGUCUAGCUGCCAGCCCUCAUGUUGCCAGCCAUCCUGCUGUGUGCCUGUGUGCUGCAAGCCUGUCUGCUGCAAGCCCUGCUCCAGCGUGUCCCUGCUCUGCCGCCCUGUGUGCAGACCCGCCUGCUGUGUGCCCACCUCCUCCUGCUGUGCCUCCUCCUGCCAGCCCAGCUGCUGCAAGCCCUGCUCCAGCGUGUCCCUGCUCUGCCGCCCUGCCUGCUCCAGCCAGGCCUGCUAUGGCCUCUCCUCAGCCCAGAAGUGCAGCUGCUGAUGGGUCUGUUCCUGGUGCCAGCUGACUCAGGUCCCUCCCUGUGGUCCCUCUCAGCCUCUCCAGUCUGCUCCUGACCUGGGAUAGACAGUCCCCCAGGAUGCAGCCUCCAACCUGUCCUUUGUGACUCGACCUCUCCUCCUGCUUCCCAGGAGGCCUGAUGAUCCUCAGGGUCACUGUCCCUGUCCCUGUCCCUCUGUUCUGGUUACCUGACCCUGAUACAGCUUGUCAGCUGCCCAUGGCUUCAAUAAACUCUU
Mesocricetus auratus (golden hamster) is the source of this 869-nucleotide messenger RNA. Its product is annotated as keratin-associated protein 10-3-like. NCBI's taxonomy places the organism in Eukaryota, Metazoa, Chordata, Mammalia, Rodentia, Cricetidae. Gene Ontology annotation, cellular component: keratin filament. The coding region runs from base 1 to 615 and encodes 204 amino acids. The record is from RefSeq and is a predicted model, not a curated record. The transcript has a single exon.